This is a messenger RNA of Fusarium graminearum PH-1, 411 nucleotides long. RefSeq lists its product as uncharacterized. The coding region runs from base 1 to 411 and encodes 136 amino acids. The transcript has 2 exons. Lineage: Eukaryota; Fungi; Ascomycota; Sordariomycetes; Hypocreales; Nectriaceae. The record is from RefSeq and is a predicted model, not a curated record.
AUGACUGGCCGGUUCCCACGAGUCUCCGAGUCUCCGAAGACCCUUGACCAGGUCAGGGUCUCGAAUCCUGUGCCUUGCGGGCACAAAAAUUACAACCUGACCAAUUCAAGUACUCUCAAAGGGCUAGCUCAACAAGGUACAGAAGGCUGCAUAUUUUUGAAAAAGGCCGAAUUUACGAAUGUGAUGGUUGCCAGAUUGGAGCUGAAAGGUAAACCAACAGGUUGUCUCGCCCGUGGCCAGAGCAUUGACGACGAUCUGCGACAGAGUGAGCACAACAGCACAGCUGAGAGCGAAGGUCUAAAUAAACUAUUGGCAUUGGGGCCGAAAAACGAUCGGCCGAAUGGCCUAACGAGAACAAAGAAGAAGGGCGAUCAAUUUCCUAUCACGCCUUUUCCGGGCUCAAGUCACUAA